Messenger RNA from Striga asiatica, 982 nucleotides. Lineage: Eukaryota; Viridiplantae; Streptophyta; Magnoliopsida; Lamiales; Orobanchaceae. The record is from the annotation of a GenBank genome assembly.
CCUACCCACAGGAUUAGUUCUUUCUUUCUGUUGGUGUACCUCUUCAACGUUUGAAUCUUUAUUGUUUUUUUUUUUUUUUUNUACGCAUAUUGCUUUUCAUAGGACAAAGGGAAGUGUUCUUUUAGUUUUAGGCUGGUAUUUUAUUCUCCUAGGGAAGUAAGAAAAAGGGCUUGCUGUCUUUUCAGUAAAAAUCCAAUCUUUUUGCAGAUAGUAAAAUGGAAGACCGCAAGGAGAAAAUUGCACCAUGGUUAUCUGUGCCACAAUUUGGCGACUGGGACCAAAAGGGAGAGCUGCCCGAUUACUCCAUGGAUUUUUCCAAAAUCCGAGAGAUGAGAAAACAGAACAAAAGGGACCCGUCUAGAGCGAGUCUUGGAAAUGAAGAGGAGCUCAUCAAAUCAAAAACAAGCAGCUCAAACACAGUUCAUAAUAAUGACCUUCAAGACCAUCGUCCAAAUGGUUCGCAAACGGCGAGGCGCGGCAUCUUUAGCUAUUUCAACUGCUUUUCAGCUCUUUCAACUGGUUUAAAAGCUUGAAUGUUUGAUUAAACAAAUUUUGAUACACUUUGUAUUUUCUAAAGUUUGAUGUAUGGACCGGUCUUCUUAUAUAUGGUUGAUGUUGCUGUUAACAUUCAGUGUGUUGAACAUGAUUUUACCUUGUAAGUUACUGCUAUUUCUUGCACAAUGUACAAAUCCAGUCAAGAACUGUUUUCUUUUUCUCUUAUUUUUAUUAGAUUGGUAAUUCCAAUGAGUAUUGUAUUAUUCCAACAAAAAAAGGAAAAAGAAAAAUUGGGAGGCAUUGUUGAAGCUAAGUUCUAUCAGAAAGGAAUAUUGGAGCAAAUUACUUAUUGCAUGGAUGUUAUUGAGUCUUUUUUAUGUCAGAUUGUCUUCAAGAAUCAACUUUAUGUUGCAGGGAGGCUUGAAAAUUUUGUGGUAUUGUGACAAGGAUGGAAAAAUGGUAAAUGAAACUAAUUGUUGUGUAGAGA